Abrus precatorius (Indian licorice) is the source of this 2109-nucleotide messenger RNA. Its product is annotated as cation/H(+) antiporter 14-like. The transcript has 4 exons. The coding region runs from base 1 to 2109 and encodes 702 amino acids. Lineage: Eukaryota; Viridiplantae; Streptophyta; Magnoliopsida; Fabales; Fabaceae. Gene Ontology annotation, biological process: regulation of pH; proton transmembrane transport. The record is from RefSeq and is a predicted model, not a curated record. Gene Ontology annotation, cellular component: membrane; endomembrane system. Gene Ontology annotation, molecular function: antiporter activity.
AUGGAAACUAAAAGUGCAGAUCUGUCGAUUGUUUCUGGAAUGAUUGGCAAUGACAAAUUAAUAUGUCAAUAUGUAAGAAAAGUCACCAAAAGGGGUAUUUGGCUUGGAGAUAAUCCCUUCAAUCACAUCACUUCUAUCAUAACAGUUCAGAUUGUUUUUAUGUUCAUUAUUGGUAGAAUUAGUUAUUUCUUGCUAAAGCCUUGUCAUCAGACCCUGCUCAUUGCACAGAUUGUGGCUGGAAUCAUAUUAGGUCCUUUAUUGCUGGGUACAAAGGAUUCAUAUUAUGAGCUGAUAUUUCCAACAGCAAGCAGAUUAACACUCACAACAUUUGCAGAAUUUGGCAUGAUAAUUCAUUUCUUUAAAGUAGGAGUGCAAAUAAAUCCCAUGCAGCACUUGAAGAUUGAGAAACAAGCAGUGGUAACUGGUCUAAUAGGCCACAUGUCUGCAAUGGCACUUGGCACUUCAGUUUUCAACAUUGUUAGAGUAAUGCAACCUUUGGCAAUUGAUGACCCUGGAACUUAUGCUUUGGUGGUAAUUAGUUCAGUGUCAGCAUUUCCUGUUAUAUGUGGUUUCCUCACUGAGAUGAACAUUCUCAAUUCGGAGAUUGGAAGAAUGGCAUUAUCCACUUCUAUAGUUAGUGAAGCAUCACAAGUUGCAGGACAACCUUCUUUCCUUGUUGCUUUUUGGUUUGGUUUGGUGUUACCUGAUGGUCCUCCUUUAGGUUCUGUGCUAGCACAAAGGCUUGACACUAUUGGUUCUACUUUGAUUGUUCCAGCCUUUUGUACUAUUAGUGGGCUAAGGACAAGUGUUCCUUCGUUAUCAAAAUCAAAAUCAAGUGUAGCUGUUAUCUUUAUUUCAGUGUUUAUAGGAAAGUUUGUGGGCACCCUUUUACCCUCACUUCACUUCCGAAUGGAAUUCUGGGAUUCUUUUGCACUGGCUCUAAUCAUGUGUUGCAAAGGCCUUGUAGAUAUUUCUCUUCUCAACAUAUUAUUAAACUCUAAGGCAAUAGGAGAACUAUCUUUCACUCUUGCUAUAUAUAUUAUGGUGGCUGUAACAGGGUUUGCAACUUUAGUUGUUUAUUACAUAUACGAUCCUUCAAGGAGGUAUAGAGCCUAUAUUAGAAAAUCAAUUAGGGACUCUCAGCAGGACCUUGAUCUCAAAAUACUUGUCUGCAUCCAUAAUGAAGAAAAUGUGUAUCCAAUCAUCAACCUUCUUCAAGCCUCCAACCCCACAGAGGCUACACCCCUCUCAAUCUUUGCCUUACAUCUCAUGGAGCUCUCAGGAAGGGCAACUUCAGUUCUUACCAAAACUGAGAACACCAAUAAGUCAUCACAACACAUAUACAAUGUCUUUGAUCAAUUUGAGCAGCAUAACAAAGGGUGUAUCACAUUGCAAUGCUUCACUGCAAUUGCACCAUAUGCAAGCAUGCAUGAUGACAUAUGUUACAUAGCUAUGGACACCAAAUCUAACAUUGUGAUCAUGCCAUUCCAUAAGCAAUGGUCCAUUGAUGGAAAUGUUGAGUUCUCCAAUUCUUCAAUUAGGACACUAAACCAAAAAGUUCUAAAGAAAGCACCUUGUUCAGUUGGAAUUUUGAUUGACCGAAGCCAAUUGAGUGGCAAACUUUUAGUGAUCUACGAAAAGCUAUUUUGUGAAGUUGCUAUGGUCUUCUUAGGUGGUGGUGAUGACCAAGAAGCACUAGCUUAUAGUUUGCGCAUGGCUCAACAUCCACAUGUGAAACUAACAGUUUUUUGGAUAAGGGUUAAAAUGCAAGUGAACCAAAGGAAUGUGAGGAACACUUACAUUGACUUGAUGGAGUAUAUGCAUUAUCAUACUAGUAAUAAAGGCAAAGUGACAUUCAAGGAAGAGAUUGUGGAUGAUGGAGCAGGAACAGCACAAGUUAUUAGAACCAUGGAGGGACAUUAUAGCAUGGUCAUUGUGGGUAGACAUCAUAUGGCAGAUAAUCCAUGUACAUUAGGCUUAACAGAAUGGUGUGAACUUCCUGAGCUUGGACCACUUGGAAACCUCUUAGCUACGUCAGAUUUUACUUUUUCAGUUUUGGUGGUGCAACAACAACCCCCCUUUAGCUAUGAAUUACGGUAUAUUAGGUGA